AUGGAGGGGAAAAGCCCCAAAGCCGGGAAGAAGGUGCUGUUGAAGAGCCACAGUUUGCCAGAGUCAAAGUUUGCAGCCAAAAUAGCUGAGAUGAGAUCAGAGGAUACGGAGGGAGGGUCUGAUGCCGGCGGAGAUGGGGUGGCGACAGGCGACGAACCGUCAACAGCAGAGGAUAAUGCUACAGAGGAUGUUGAUGUUGACAAGUUUUCAGUGUCGUUUGAGACGUAUAUGGAGGAGAUGUCGCGAUCACACCAGCGGAUGUCGAGACUUAGCCGAAAGAAAGCUAAGUCGGGGAGGUCGAAAACUGUCAGCUCAGCUCAGCAGCAGAGUUACGCCUUGGGUCACCUAGAACAACUUAUCAAGAUUAUGGAGCAGAUUGCGGUUAUCAAAGAGCAGAAUGGUAAGCUGAAGAAAAGGAUUUCCUUCCUUGAGGACAUGAACCGUAUGUAUAAAAUGAGAAGUGAGGUUCUGGCUCUAACCUGUCAGUGUGGGGCACGGCGGCCUAAACCAUCUGUAAAGAAAAUAAACAUCCAGACUAAGCCAGAGGGCUCCAACGUUUCCAAGUCCAAACAGUCUGAUCCACAGACGUCCUCCAACACAGAGGAGAAUAAACUGUUAGCAAGAGAAGAGAAGAGGGCCAGAGAAGAUGGGCCGACCAGACGGAAGUUGGGCUAUAUCAGAAAUGCCAAGAAGAGGGAGAGAAGCAAGUCUGUUGGUGUUGUACUAGAUCGGGAGGCAUUUCGUGAGCUGAGGUUGGGGGAAAUGGGAAUGAAGGGCCUGAAAGAGCGAUGGGACAAGCUAAAGGGAGCUGUCCAGAACAGAAGGUCUGUUUUUGUACCCGACAAGAGUAGCGACAAAGGUGAGAGUGAGAGUGAGCAUGAAAAGCAGUUAGACAAUAGACGACGGGUCUCUAGGCCAGAGAAGAUUAGACAACGCGAGAGUCCGUCCGGAGAGGUUUCCGAUACAAAGUCUGUGGACAGUGGAUGUGCACAUCUGUCUGAUGAUGCCUCUGCACAUGGCACUGCGGAACGGCAUAGGCAACUACUGUCUGUAAACAACACCUCGGUGACAGUACACACCGAUCCUCUGCGUAAGAAGAAGUUUGAGUUGAACAAGGCUGCUAGUCCAGUGCAGGUGCAGGAAGCAAAGCCCUCCGAAUCUGGUGAGAAUACUGUCUCCACUCCAGAAAGGAGGCGUAAACUUGGUCGUGUGUCCCUGCCUCAGCCCGAGGCAAGUGCCGAAGUCUUAGAAACAUUGACCAUGUCUUCUGCAACUGGGGGCCAAGACUACCCUGAUGGUGAUGGCAGUGCAGGUGGAGAUCUAAGAGAAGACGUCAGGCAAAGGAAGACAUCCCCCUGGGGUAAGGUGCGAAGUGCACUGCUUCAGAGAAAGGAAAGCAUCAAGAGACGGCAGCGAAAGGAGGGUGCAGAGGGAGAGAAAACUCCAGCUAAGGGGAAUAUUCGCAAAAGCAAAGGUGACUUUCAAGAUAGAGACCAGUCCAAAACUCAAGAAGCAGUGAAGGAAUCAUUAAAAAACAAGGAAGAUGGUGCAACAUCUAAGGAAGCCACGGAGGACUCUGCAAAAGCACUAACAGAAAAUGACAAAUUGAGUCCAGGUAUGUCAGAGGAGUUCAGCAGGAAGAUGCAACAAUGGGAAGAAAGGUGGCAGAAACCAGAGGGGACAGAUACAAAAGAUGCGAGCAGCACCGUUUCACCCCCGCAGCAGGCCAACGAUAGCGGCACCGUAGUCCAGAGGGCAGACACGCCGCCGUCCAACCUUCAUGUCACGCCCGAUAACAACGCCAUCACCAAGGACGUAACCACUCAGCAAGGGAACACUGAGACAGGAGGAGGCACCCUGGCAGACACAUCAAACAUUCCUCCUGCCCUAACAGUACUGCUCUGUUAUGGAUCACAAUGUCUGGAAACAUCUAAGUUCACAGGAAUGAUCAUGACAGGUGUAGAGUAA
Branchiostoma belcheri (Belcher's lancelet) is the source of this 1968-nucleotide messenger RNA. RefSeq lists its product as uncharacterized. The coding region runs from base 1 to 1968 and encodes 655 amino acids. The transcript is spliced from 4 exons. The record is from RefSeq and is a predicted model, not a curated record. NCBI's taxonomy places the organism in Eukaryota, Metazoa, Chordata, Leptocardii, Amphioxiformes, Branchiostomatidae.